UCAGUGCUCGACGUGAUCUAAGGACUCCCGCACCAUUGCUUUGUCCCGCGAUGCAUCGCAAUCUGCGCACAAGAACGUAGAAUUUUCGUUAGAAUCUUGGGUUGAUAGUUUGCUCGUCGAUGUAGGGCGAACCGGAAGGGUGGUUAACGACCUGACCCACCGCCGCUGAAGCAGUUCGUCGCGUUCGAGAUUGGGUUGACAGUUCAUGGCAGAUACUUGGAAAAUGAGAGGGGGGACAUUGAAGAUCGUGGCCCUUGUGGCUGUGCUGGCUUUUUUUGUGUUCUUGGAGUUCCAAACCGCAGAGGCACAACUUGUUAAUGAGUGCAGGUCACAGACACUCAAUAAUUGUGAUGUAAAUGCGUAUUGUUAUGACACUCCCAACUCAUACUUCUGUCAAUGCCGCCGCGGAUGGUAUGGGGAUGGUCUCGUUGGACCGGGUUACAACGGAUGCACGCGACGUCGAAUAUCAACAUGGCGAAUUAUAGUUUCUAUCAUUGGGUCGAUUCUCGGUGCGCUUCUACUCGCGUGCUGCUUGGCGGGCUGUAUCAGGAAUUGUGUGAGGGCAAGAUCACGCAGAGCCAUGGAACCACAGGGUGAUCCUGCAUAUGGAUAUCCUGCUCAGCAACCAUAUCCCCCGCAGCAGGGCGUUCCGAUGCACGCAACUCAGACCAACAAAGUCCCUCCUCCAGCAGGAGUUGUUUAGAUGGCUGGGAAUUCCAAUCAGUGACAGGAGCUGGGAGAAGUAGAAUACUAUUUAUUUUUUAUAUCGAUUACUUAUAAGCUCUCGAGUUGUACAUUACACGGAAACGGCUAGUCGCAUGUUCUUUUAGAUCACCUAUGCAUAAAUAAGCUUGAUAGUAAUAGCUUGGUUAGUGCAAAUUUCCAUUCUUAGAGUACAGCAGGAAACAAGUGGCUUCUGUGAUAUGAUCUCUUUUGAAUUGUUGAAAACUCUUUCAUAAAUGAUUUCUGUUAUUUUCUUGUUCCAAGAUUCAGUAACAA
This is a messenger RNA of Physcomitrium patens, 999 nucleotides long. Lineage: Eukaryota; Viridiplantae; Streptophyta; Bryopsida; Funariales; Funariaceae. The record is from RefSeq and is a predicted model, not a curated record.